AUGUUAAAUGUUAAUAUUGAUUUCUAUUAUUGUGAUCCUCAACCAGAAGACGUGGACAUAAAUAAGGUAGACUUUCCAUUAGUGGAAUCAAUAAUGAUAGAUCCAGAAUUUGAAACAGUAAAUAUUUUAUUAACACAGAGUCCAUGUGGAAAACUUCACGCUGACAGAAUAACAGACGUUGAAGCACUCACCGGCUAUAAAGUUUGUCCAUAUUGUAAAGAAGAAGUUUAUUCUAUCCGUGAUGAUCCAGAAAGGAAAAACCAAAGAAGAUUUUUAAAGCAUUGUGAGGAAUGUAAAGAAAAUAAUGGAAGAUUAAUUCAAGACGUUCAAUUGCAAAAGACACAGCAACCAUAUGCACCACAUAUUACGAAACAGAAGAUAUAUCAGUGGUUAUUAGCUCAUAAUUUGCAGGAAUAUUAUCAACCGACAAGAUAUUAUAUUACUUUUGACUUCGAAACAUUAGAGACUAAAGAAGAAUUACAACUUUCUGAGUGUGCAACUUUGAACGCUUACUUAAAACCAUUCAUGGUAUCAUCAAUGGUUAAAUUAAAUGAUAAAACAUAUACGAGGAAUUUUUGCUUAACUUCGAGUGAUUCUUUUAUUUCUGAUUGGAUUGAGUUUUUAUUUUCAACCUGUUCAUUAGUUGUUGAAUCAAAUAUGAGUCAAUACAAUGAAUUAUUGAAAUCGCAAACGGCGGGGACUUUGUCCCAUACAUUAAAUGAAAAACAGAAGGAAGCAUUUAAAGAACUUCUAGAUGAGGAAUUCAAUAAAGCGAAUAUCAUAGGUUUUAAUUCGGGAAAGUUUGAUUUAAAUUUAAUUCUUCGUGAUUUAAACACUGCAAAAUGGAAAAUAAAAUCAAUGCUGGGUUCAUCUUCACAAUUUAAGCAAAUCAUUGUAAAGAAAACAAACGUUCCAUAUGAAUUGAGAUUUAUUGACAUCAGAAAUUAUAUAGCGGGUGGGACAUUAGACCAAUUCACUCAAGAUUUCGGAAACAAUAAAUCACGUGUUAAAUCCUUUUUCCCUUAUCAAUUCAUCACAUGGGAAAAUUACGAAGAAGAAUUAUAUAAAGAGGAACCAUUCACGAAAGAUUCAUUUUAUUCAGCAUUAACUCAAGAAACUAUAUCAGAUAGUGAUUAUCAAAUAUAUCUCAAUGAUGCUAAAAACUUUAAGAAUAGAUUAGAAUAUUUUAUUCAUUAUUGCAAUAAAGAU
Molecule: messenger RNA, 1209 nt
Organism: Trichomonas vaginalis G3
Lineage: Eukaryota; Parabasalia; Trichomonadida; Trichomonadidae
Product: DNA/RNA polymerase superfamily
Exons: 1
Source: RefSeq, a predicted model, not a curated record